Molecule: messenger RNA, 2011 nt
Organism: Loa loa (African eye worm)
Lineage: Eukaryota; Metazoa; Nematoda; Chromadorea; Rhabditida; Onchocercidae
Exons: 4
Coding region: 1-1863 (620 amino acids)
Source: RefSeq, a predicted model, not a curated record
AUGUUGAAUCUUAUAAUUUUAACUAGCAGACGUUUGCAUCGUCACGAAGUUCGACAUUCAUGUGACCAACGCAAUGAUGACAAUAGUGGUGGUUUUUCUGAUCGUGAAAGGCACCGCAAACGUGAUUCACCCGAUUAUUACGACCGUUUUCAUCGUCAUCAGCGUCACAGUGAUGAUCACUUUGAUUGUCGAAGAUCUGGUCGAUCACACGGAUAUGAUGAUGGAGGACGACGUUACUGGUACUCUCGGCGUAACGAUCGUCGAGAUGAUUGGUAUCGUCGAAAUAAUUCAGGAAUAGGUGAUCGACAUCGGAAACGUGAUCGUGACGGAAAAAGAUAUCGUGAGGAAGAAAAACGUUCGCGUCGCAGUUAUCACUACUCUUCAAAUUCCGAUACUGACCGCAAACGAAAACACAGUAUGGCAGAUCAUAGUGAGGAUGAAGGUCGGAGACGAUUGAGAAGGCAUAGUUCGAGUGUGGAAGAAAAAAAGCGUCGCAGGUCGAAAUUGAGGGAAGUCAUUCCAGAUACAAAAGAUAUAAAAGUAGAACCUGCAUUAAGUCCUCAUUCCGACAGCAUGCAAAAAAUUUCUCCCUCGAUUGCACCAACAUUCCUUGAGGAAUCGAAUCGCAAUAUUAGAAACAGAACUCCAGUUUUGGAAUCCAGUACUGCUGAAAUAGCUUUGCCGGAAAAACAACCUAUGGAUAGCGUUAAGAUGGAAAUUGACUCUAAUGACGAUAAAGAAGAAGUGGAACAAAGCUCAGGGCACAAAUGUUGCAAUUCAACGGAGAUGCACGAUAGUUCAGAGAAAAGAUAUCGUCAUGAUACUCCAGAAUCUGGUGAUAGAAGCCGCAGCACUUCUAGUUCUAAUGACGAAUUCCUGCAUCAUUCAGGUAGCACACACAGUUCUACCACAACAUCAAAUGGCGGCGCAACUGAAAAUAUUUUGAAUGGAAAUUCAGAUGAGGUACACUCACCUUCCCAUUCCCCUGAACCAACGUCAGAAACAAAAGACCGGGGUAAGAAGUUGGGAAGUCAGGAAAGGAAAGUUCAUUCACCAGGAGAUAAACAUGGAAAAUCUGAUUCUGAUAUGUCUGCGCGAAAGCAAUCAUCACUUAGGGAUUCUGUUGAUGACAGCUGCAGACGACAUGGAUCAAAAGGAAGUUUCCCGAAGAGUUCACAUCGCCAUGUUUCGAGUUUAGAAUCUGAUCAUGAUUGUUCGGAAUCUGGUAAGCGGAGAGAUCGUCUCUCAGAUAAUGCUCGCAAACACAAAAAACAUUAUGCAGAGUCAAGUGAAUCCAAAUUUCGCUGUUCGGAAAAUCAUGAAUCCAGACAUCGCGGCCGUCAUCGUUCGACUUCUAGUAGUCGUACUCGCAAAUUAUCAAGACGGAAAUCACAUUCCAAUGAUUCAUUACGUAAAAGACAUCAUGAAAGUAGAUCCAGAAGUCAUCAUUCCAAGCAUCAAAUAAGCAGAAACCGUAGUCGAUCACGACACCAUCGUAAACAUUCUAGUGAAAGCCGAAGAAGUGUCUCUCACAGUGCUCGCAAAUCUACAAGUGCUUCGUCUCAAAAGCGAUCAUAUUCCCAUAAAAAUAGUCACAUGAAAUCUGAAAGCACAGAAAGCACUAGUGAAGAAGAAGUGCGUAUUAGACGUCGUCGACAUGAUACGUCCAGUUCGAGGGAUGAGGAGGAUAGCGACAGUUCUCGUGGCAGGCGAUCUCAUCGUUCCAGUGGAAGCAGCAGUAGUUCCUCAAGCAGUAGUCAAACAUCGGUAGAAAGAACUGGCAAACACUCGAAUGAUUCUGGAAAGAAACGACAUCACCGACGUUCACCCGCACUGCGUGAACCAAUUGAUGAAAGUGACUGAUGAAAUCAGAGAUGAGGAUAAAGCGAAUGUGAUGUGAUGGGAAAUACACUUAGCGAGAAAUGUAAACAGUCUGCAAUUGUUUGAUAUACACUUAUCUAGAUAUAUGUUUUAGUCAUAGUCCUCAUUCAUUUUGGUUACAUUUUCUAGC